Pogona vitticeps (central bearded dragon) is the source of this 4357-nucleotide messenger RNA. It is a transcript of the gene AMIGO2, whose product is annotated as adhesion molecule with Ig like domain 2. Gene Ontology annotation, molecular function: protein binding. The record is from RefSeq and is a predicted model, not a curated record. Gene Ontology annotation, cellular component: membrane. Gene Ontology annotation, biological process: brain development. Lineage: Eukaryota; Metazoa; Chordata; Lepidosauria; Squamata; Agamidae.
UCUGCCGCGUCCUCAAACUUCUGCUGUAGGGACCCGGGAAAGGAGCAUGAACGGCGGCGGAGGACGAGGACGAGGAGCAGGGCGCAGUCCUCGGUGCCGGGGCCAGCCUUUCCCCGCGAUCUGCCAUGAAGCCCCGGGUGGAGCCCCUUCAGAAGCCGAGUGAUUGGCACAAAGCUAAUUGCAUGUGUAAAGCGUGGCGAGGAAAAUCAGAAGACGGCUAAAGCCCAGCCAUGUCUCCAGAGCGGCAUACAAUUUCAGUUCUUCAUGGGAGCUACAAGACACUGGUAUGCCUCUUAAUUUUCACCAUGCAUGUAUGCUGUGGCAGUGCCUCUGGGAUGUGUCCUCCAGCUUGCAUCUGUGCCAGUGAUAUUGUAAGCUGCACCAGCAAGAAUCUCUCAAGGGUGCCGCCAACCCUCUUCAAGCACAUAAAAAGACUGGACCUCAGCCAUAACCACAUUGGGAUUUUGGAUCACGACUGGAUGCCUGUCCUGUUGGAGAAGCUGAACACCUUGAUUGUUAGUCAUAACAGUAUUUCUAGCAUUUCCACAGGAAGCUUUUCAAUGACGCCAGAUGUCAAAUACCUAGACUUGUCGUCCAACAGCUUGAGGUCUUUAGGUAGCCCCGUCUUUCAGGAGCUGAGAGCGCUUGAAGUUCUGCUGCUUUAUAACAACCAUAUUGCACAGAUUGAUUCUGCCGCUUUUGGAGGGAUCCACAAAUUGCAGAAACUGUAUUUGAGCUACAAUUCUCUUACGCACUUCCCAAUAGAUUUGUACAUUGGGAAGUUCAAACUCUCCGAACUUGUGCUUUUAGAUGUUGCUUACAAUCGAAUCCACUCAAUCCCCAUUAACUACAUGAGCUUAGUGCCAGCCAGCCAUCUGAGUGGAAUUUAUCUUCAUGGGAAUCCAUUUUAUUGUGACUGCACUCUUUACUCCAUGCUGAGCUUUUGGCACCUCCGGCACUUCAGCUCAGUGGACGAUUUCAAGACUGAGUACACGUGCAUUUUGCGGUCAGACCCCAGAGGCUCCAGUAAACUGCCUUUAUUGCAUGAUAACUAUUUGAAUUGCUCAGAAAGCACCAUCAAUGGUUCUUUCCAUGCAUUUGGGUUUAUUCAUGAAGCCCAAGUGGGGGAGAGGCUGAUUGUGCCCUGCGACACAAAAAUCAGUGAUGCAGGCACCCACUUCAUUUGGAUCAGCCCAGACAAUGAGCUCCUGGAGCCUGGCAAGGCCACGGACCACUUCAGAGUGUUUCACAAUGGGAGUCUGGAAAUAGAUGAGGCUCAGUAUGAGGAUGCUGGCAUUUAUUCCUGUGUUGCAAUAAAUAAGAGGAGACUGUUGAAUGAAACAAUUGAGGUGAGGAUAAAUGUAAGCAAUUUCACUGUGGACCGGUCUCACUCAUAUGAGACAUUCAACACUGCUUUCACUACCCUCGCGGCUUGCGUAGCCAGUAUUAUUUUGGUACUGCUUUACCUCUACCUGACACCAUGCCCUUGCCGAUGCAAGUCAAAGAGAAGGAAAAGGCAGCUGAACCAAAGUAACAUGCCCCAUGCAUCCAUAUUAACCUCCAGUUCACCCCUUGAACUUCCAGCUGAUGAAAAAAAGGCCAGCAGUGGCAAGCGGGUUGUGUUUCUUGAACCUGUGAAGGAGCCAAAACUAGGACAGAAUGGGAAAGUCAGAAUGUUUCCCAAUGAGAACAUCAUUGCAGAAAGUAUUUUGAAAAGUCCACGAACAAAAUCGGACUCAGAUUCUGUGAACUCGGUCUUCUCAGACACGCCUUUCGUGCCGUCCUCGUAGUCUGUGGCCUGUUUUCUCGUUGUUUGGUUUAACUUAGCAGCUACCCUGCCUUUAGCGAAUAUUAGAAAGAAACUGUGUGUAGAGGAAGGAGAGAAUGGGAAAUAUUCAAAUUAAAAAACGGGGUGUGAGAAAUUUUCAGAGAAGUUACUGUAAUUAAACUCAGGUGUAUUUUUCUCUGAGUAAUGGAUGAGAACAUGCAAAUGUGUAGUAAGUGUGACAUUAAUACUGAGGAGGGGAGCCCUUUGCUAUGUGGCAUGUAGCUGUCUCUUACAGGUAUAUGCUGCUUUCAUUUUAAUCUUUCUUGCUUAAGGUUAUGGGAAUGCGUUAUGAGAGGACACGUUCACGUUUUCCUCCCAUACUUGACAAUGGAGGAGAACCUUUUAUCAAAUUAGACCUCUAGCUGUUUGCCUGUCUGGAAUUAGAGCUUGGGAAAUAACACUUUGUGGAUAUCCAACUUCCAGAAUCCCCUAGCCAGCCAGGCUACCGGCGAGCUGCAUUAAAAAAAAUCUUUUCCAAUCUCUUUCUAAAAGUGAAGUAAUUAUUAUAUCAGGGACCAAAACCUUAAUCAAUAUGCUCCUAGGUUUUGGAGUGAAAGAAAGAAAUAGCCAUUUAUUCAGCUUCUAGUUUCUGCCUGGAGGCACUGAGCACAUAAAAGAAACAGAUGAAGUUGAACAAGCCACACUAUUCCAAAAUGAGUUUUUACAUAAAUUAUGAAAUAGAGUUUGAAUGGUUUCCCCCCCCCCCUUUUGUAUACCGGAAUUUUAAUAGCCAGAAAAAGAAUGUAUGAUUACUUGGUAUAUGAACACUUUUACUAACCUUGGCACAAAACUUUAUGAUCUGUAAACCACUUAAGCCUCAAAGGCUUUUAUUCCAAGAGGGACAGCGUACAUUGCUCCUGUUAAGAAAUCCAGAGUAGAUUGAUGUCAGCAGAAAUGGUUCUCCCACCCGUGCACAGUACUGGGAAAAGCUGUACCUUUGGAAUCUCUGCCUUCUUAAUCCUUCUUAAAGGGACAAUAGCCAUGUUGCUUCUGGAGUAUGGCCACUUCAGCCUAUCUGUUUGUACUGAAAUUUGUGCAUGCGAUCUGUGGCUUGAGCAGAAGACACUGUAAAACAAAACAGAGAAUAGUUUUAUAAAGCAGCCAAUUUUUUUGCAGUCAGAUGAUCUGCUUAAAAGCUACUGCACUUUGAACAUUUUUCCUAACCUAAUGAGAGCCAUAGUUGAAACCAUCAAGCCCAAAUUGACUAACCCUAAUGCAACCCGGGUUUCUGAUCGUCAGCAACAAUAUGGUUUACAUGGCUGGACUUUGCCUGCUGUGGCUGACAGUGGAAGCUGGUUGCCGGUAGUUUGUUGAAUUGCAGCCUUAUCUAAAAGAUUUGAAAUGGUUCAGCUCCUUUUUCAUUAUUUAGGGCAAUGAUACAGAGUCAUGAAAAAGAGAAGAUGAUUUAAUGAAAUGCACUUUUUGUAAUUUGGUGUCAAGAGUGUCAAUGAAAUACUCAUCUCUAGACAGAUCCGUUUCAGCACUGUACAUCUUCGGCACACGGUUUACAUUACAAAACGCGGUUGCAAAUGAAAAAAAAAUGCUAUGCUAUUCCCUGGAAACAAAGCUCCCAGUGUGUUGAGCAUUGCUUGUACUAUUCACGCUCAGAUUAAACAGGUAUGAGUCUGCUGCAAAAGCACACAGACUGACCUGUGUUGCCAUGGCUUCAGAAAUAUCCUGUACUUAGAUAAGGCAGAGAAGCUGGGCUGCUGCUGCUGUUUCUCAGCUGCAGUCUUCUCAUGGAAGUUGGUGUUGAAUAUUAAUUGUACGGAGAAGAGACAGGGAAAGGAGCAGCCACCUCCAUGUCUUUGGCCAACAAAUCCCAUCAGUCCUAGUCACUGUAGCCACCGAUGCCACAACUAAUGAGAGUUGUAUUCCAACAGUUAGAAGGAUCACAUCUUCCCCACCCUUGACAUCUAGUUCACUGUGGUGAGUGAAAUGCUUGCAGAUUUCUUCUCCAUCUUGCCACUUUCCUCCCCUCUGCCAUGGGCCAGUUUUAUGCCAUACAUUCUGGCUACAUCUGACAACUGUAGCUACAGCUGGCCAGAAAAGGAGAAAAAUAUUUUUCAGAUAACAACUCCCGGCAUCAAGCUGAAAUGUUGUUGUCAGAAAAAAAUAACUUUUCCUAUGACGUAAGCCAGCGUAGUUUCACCACUACGGGACUCCUCCUUGGCCCUGGUGUUUAGGGUCGGUGCCAUUGCAAUAGCCGUGUCUCACUCGUUGUCAGAGGUCAUUGUUUGAUCCAAGCCCUUGAAGCACUUGCUUGCUAGUAUAAUUGUUUGUGAGCUCAAGGGCAUUCAGUCCACUAUAGGAUUGUUGUAAUUAAAAUGUCAUCUCCCUGUAGUCAAUUGAGGCAGCUUCCUUUCCUGCAAAUGACAGCAGUUUCCCUUACAGAGGUCUGACCCUAGUGAAUGAGAUUAAGAACUACUUGUGCAGUAGAACAGCCUUGCAAUUCUGUGGUACACACACAUAUAUAGUUUUAACAUCUCUGUUCCUUGAAAAUUCAUGUGAUCAUAUAAUUCUUGAUUA